Silurus meridionalis is the source of this 1349-nucleotide messenger RNA. It is a transcript of the gene suclg1, whose product is annotated as succinate-CoA ligase GDP/ADP-forming subunit alph. The transcript has 9 exons. Gene Ontology annotation, molecular function: succinate-CoA ligase (ADP-forming) activity; succinate-CoA ligase (GDP-forming) activity. The record is from RefSeq and is a predicted model, not a curated record. The coding region runs from base 98 to 1084 and encodes 328 amino acids. Gene Ontology annotation, biological process: tricarboxylic acid cycle. Gene Ontology annotation, cellular component: mitochondrion; succinate-CoA ligase complex (ADP-forming). NCBI's taxonomy places the organism in Eukaryota, Metazoa, Chordata, Actinopteri, Siluriformes, Siluridae.
CGUAGUGGGGCGAGUGCUUUUGCGCAUGCGCUUGUGUUGGUGUGUGUAGUGUGUGCGCAUGCGCAUGUGAGCGUGUGUCAUUGCGGAGUGACCCAGGAUGUCUCAGUGCAGACUGCUCCCGCGGCUCCUGUUUACAGUGCAGCAGCAGCGGUUGGGAGUCAGACACUGUUACACGGCCUCACGGAAGAGUCUCUACAUCAACAAGGACACUAAAGUCAUCUGUCAGGGGUUCACAGGGAAACAGGGGACGUUUCACAGUCAGCAGGCUCUGGAUUAUGGCUCCAAGUUGGUUGGAGGUGUGUCUCCUGGAAAAGGUGGAAAAACACACCUGGGCUUGCCUGUGUUUAAUUCAGUGAAGGAGGCGAAGGAGGAAACCGGAGCUGAUGCCACGAUGAUCUAUGUUCCUCCUCCGUUCGCGGCAGCGGCCAUCAUCGAGGCGAUCGAGGCGGAGAUCCCUCUGGUGGUGUGCAUCACUGAGGGCAUUCCUCAGCAGGACAUGGUCCGGGUCAAACACAGGCUCCUCCGCCAGAGCAUCACCCGCCUCAUCGGGCCCAACUGCCCUGGGGUCAUCAACCCUGGAGAGUGUAAAAUCGGGAUCAUGCCUGGACACAUUCACAAGAAAGGAAGAAUUGGUAUCGUGUCGAGGUCCGGUACUCUGACAUAUGAAGCGGUACACCAGACCACUCAGGUGGGCCUGGGCCAGUCUCUGUGUGUCGGAAUCGGAGGAGAUCCGUUCAAUGGCACAAACUUUAUCGACUGUCUGGAGGUGUUCCUGCAGGAUGAGAAGACCGACGGCAUCAUCCUGAUCGGGGAGAUCGGAGGCAACGCCGAGGAGAACGCCGCCGAGUUCCUGAAAAAACAUAACAGCGGUGCCAACGCUAAACCAGUGGUGUCGUUCAUUGCGGGCCUCACGGCGCCCCCUGGCAGGAGGAUGGGUCAUGCAGGUGCCAUCAUCGCAGGAGGAAAGGGCGGGGCUAAGGAGAAGAUCGCCGCCCUGCAGUCAGCCGGUGUGGUGGUCAGCAUGUCCCCCGCCCAGCUGGGCAGCACCAUCUUCAAGGAGUUUGAGAAGAGGAAGAUGCUGUAACGUGGACGAGACGUAGACGAGACGACACUCCUCGUGUUUUUUUUUUUCUUUUUCCAGCCAUGAUUUUUUUUUUUUCUUUUACAUUGUGGAGAAUUUUUUUUUUUUACCAGACCCGGAUUGUGCUGUGAUCACAGUGAGAUCUCGCACAAUAAGGGGCGUAUCUGAAAGAGAAAGGGGGCGGGGCCUGUGUAUUAUGUAUCACCUGCACCUUCUUCUUUAUGUAUACUGCAGAAUCUGAAAUAUAAUAGAAUUCUCCUUCCUCCUG